UCCAACAACAACCCAUCUAUCUACAAACUCUUGUCUAUCCACAUAUAUAUAGAGAGAGAGUUGUGCUACUAGGGUUAUCUUUGGUGUGGGUGACAAUGGCAGAGGGAGGAAGAGCAGAGUAUCUUGUAAAAGGAGGACUUCUAAUCCUUUUUGUGAUUCUUCUCACAUUUGUGAUUCUUCUCACGUUUGUGAUUCUCACUCUUGCACCUCUUGAUUCAUUUUAUAUCCAUGUCUUCUUCUAUUUUUUACUAUCUUUGGCUAUCCUUCUCGCCUCCAUCAUCAUUUACUGCUCCUGCUUCGAUGAUGAGGAACAGUUGUGUGCAGGAGCGAAACUAGAAAUUAUACUUAGGGGGGCCAAGGACGCUCUAUAUAAAGCUGAAAUUCAUGUUAGUGAAGAGAAUGGAAAGAUAGUAGAAAUUCAUGUUAGUGAAGAGCAAGGAAAGAAAGUAGAGAAAGCAAAAGACAAAAGGAAUGAAGAAGUGGAGAAGUUGAAAGCUAAAUUCCUGGCGGAGAAAGAAAAUGUAGAGAAACUGAUAAGAAGAUAUAAAAAAGCAGAGAGAGAAAUGAUGGAGUUAGAAAAAGUAAAGAAAAACAAAUGGGUGAAAGAAAUGGAGAAAUAUGACGAGGAUCGACACGAGUGGGAGGAAGAGAAGAGAAAACUCGAGGCACAGCUUUGCUUGGAGAAAGUGUUGUAUAAGGCCCUUUGGGAAGAGAAUGAAGAAAAAGGCAGGAAAUGGGAGAGAGAGAGAGGUGAGAUGUUUAAGAAGCUUUGUGAUGCCAAUGCAUGGUCUCAGCUCUACCGUAGCCUUCUUCAUGACCUUGGAAGAGAGGGCUCAGAUGGUUUAAAAGCUUUGUGUUGAGAAGUUGUUUUUUUUUUUUUUUUUUUUUUGUUGGAUAUGAUAUUUUAAUUUGAAGAAGAGAUUGUGUUAGUA
Camellia sinensis is the source of this 932-nucleotide messenger RNA. RefSeq lists its product as uncharacterized. The record is from RefSeq and is a predicted model, not a curated record. Lineage: Eukaryota; Viridiplantae; Streptophyta; Magnoliopsida; Ericales; Theaceae.